Molecule: messenger RNA, 4454 nt
Organism: Varroa destructor (honeybee mite)
Lineage: Eukaryota; Metazoa; Arthropoda; Arachnida; Mesostigmata; Varroidae
Biological process (GO): phosphocreatine biosynthetic process; transmembrane transport
Cellular component (GO): membrane
Molecular function (GO): creatine kinase activity; ligand-gated monoatomic ion channel activity
Source: RefSeq, a predicted model, not a curated record
UGGAAGGUCGCGCGAGGUUACCAUUAGCCGUCAUACGUACAACGGUGCGAUGAUACGCUUGUAGUGUUAUUGUGUGCUAAUAACAACAAAAACGACACGGGAAGCAGUAUCGCUAGUUGUUGCCCAUUUAGCGCUCUCAUACUGUCGCUGCUGUAAGACAGUUAGUAGACGACGAUGCAGCUCGUGCGGCAUAGGUACCAUCUCAUACAACGGAUACGGCUUCCUUUUCUAACGUUGUCGCGCGACUGUUGAUUGGGUCGUCUUUGACGUGGUGGAGAAACAGUAGAAGCGAAAAAACGACAAGCGAAUCAAGGGGCAACCAGAUUAGUUUGCAGUGAUCACGACGACGAUAGCAUUUCCAAUAAUGAGUGUGGUGAUUCCGUUGAUAAUGAUUAUCAUGACGAUGAGUCCGUGUGCACCGAUUGCAGAUGCGCGGAGGAAGAAGAUACGCGGUACUAUAGUGGCGACUGCUGUAACUGACAACUGAUUGGGUGAUCGUUACCUGCAAACAUCCAACCUCCGCUAUGAUCGACCAACCCCCCAAAAGCGCUACCAUUCCCAUGUGCGUUUAACAAUAGUUGCUUCGAACAGUUCAGCAGGGUAGCGUUAGUUGAAAUGAUCAUGACUAAGAGCACAAGUUUCCAUUGUUACUAGGUAUUAAACAAAUAUUGCUUGCCUAUAUUCAUCCGCUGGCUUGACCCAUAAGUGAAAACUUCAGCAGCCUCCUGACACAGUCUUCCUCCGGGCCAAGUGUGCCUCGAAAAUCUUCGUCAAUAACCAGUGUGUGCUAAUGGCACUAGCAUACGUGAUGCUCAUCAAGUGAUCGGAUUAUCGUACUUAAUACCAUGACAUGCGACACCUAUGGAUACGGAUUAGCCUAUAAAAGGAGAGUCUAGUUAGGAAAAGUAUUUUCCUCAGAAUGCUUAUAGCUCAGAACUUUAGCAAGUUAAGUGUUGCUUGUGGCUGAAUGACCUAUGCUCCGCAUGAAUUCUACGACGAACCAUUUAAAGUGGGCCAGGCUCGGUGAUACGGCGUGUAUGGAAAGCUAAGAAAAACUUCAAUGUAAAGGCGAAGCAAAUGUAAUGGCCCAAUGGCCUCGAUAAGGAGUCGCGUCACAAGUCGUGUAUUUGUAGAACCUGAAAGCGGCCAUACGCACUAUUCUACGGUCAUCAGGCUCGAUCCGUCCUAUUCUACUGGAACUGCCUCCACUAUCGAUUCAGGAUCAAUCUAUAGCGACUCGUACGGGCGUUCGCUCAUUCGGCGACCCUAUUCGAGGAUGAAUACUUUACAAAACAAAGGAGCGGGGGGUCGUGGCUUGAAUCCGCGGCCGGAUCCCGUCGAGUCGUUAGGCACAUUCGGUAAAUGGCAUUUCCUUAUACUCGUCUACACUAUCGUACUCGGAUUAGUCGUAGCUUUUCAGGACACCGUCGGAUUAGACUUCCUCGCCCCGCGAAACAUCGCCUACCAGUGUGAUUACUUCGGCAAUGGUUCGACAAUAACCAGCGUCCAGACCCGCUCGGAUCUUUUGGACUCGAUACGGUUACGCGACGAUGAGCGUCGUCUGGUCGAGAGGUGUUUCACUAGAGACUUCGAUGUUAGGAACGGGUCUGAGCUGUUGCCCAGUUUUGAGUCAUCUGGUUCAGGCGGUAAUGCUACUGAAGUGCUCGUAGUUGAUCCGAACUCAUCGAAACCUUGUCGAAAGUGGGUAUUCCCACAGGAUGUCCAUAAGCGAACUAUGAUUGAAGAGUGGGAGUUAGUCUGCGACGAUUCAUGGCUGUCGUUGUUCCCACGGGGCGCACAUCUCGCUGGUCUUCUUUGUGGCGCUCUAUUUUGGGCGCUUUUAGCCGACCGCUGGGGUCGAGUUCCAUCGAUCGCGUUGGCCAACGUCCUGCACGUCGGGGCGUCGGUGGCGGCUGCAUUCGCUCCGUCAUGGGAAUAUUUCGCCCUUGCGAAAGCUGGAUCGUCGUUCGGUCUUGGAGGGAUGCUCAUCGCGUUUAUUCUGCAAUUGGAGACUUUGGUUGCCCACAUGCGCUGUUGGGUUGUAGCCGGUAUGUUCCUGAGUUGGUCAUUGGGUCUCGUGGCGCUGCCAGCGUCCGCCCUGUGGCUCUCACCUAAUUGGCGUUACCUUCAACUGGCGAUCACCGCCUUUUCUGUUGUGCUCCUUCCUCUAUUGCUAUUCUUCCGUGAAAGUCCUCGAUGGCUUCUGACAUCAGGCCGUUACGAGCGCGCGGAGAAGUGUAUAACUGCUAUUGCCAGUAUCAAUGGCAAGGUGUUCUCAGAGAUGGAUGCAAUGCACCUGCGUCAGAGCUACCUCGAUCAUGAGACUCUUUACGGUGGCGCUAUCGGUGAUUUCCGACGAGAUAGUGGUGGCAUGAAACAACGCAGUAUGUUCGAACCCAGUGUUCGCUGCAAUACCAUCUGCACGUUCAUCAUUAUGGCUAUUCUUGGCUACCUGUUGUACCUGGGUAAGUCUCCAACGCAGACAGUCGCCGAUCCCUAUGGCUAUAUGGCGCACCCUCGUGAUAACCUGUUUUGGGGCUAUGUCGUCUGGUGCGUAACGGAAGUGACUGCUGCAGUGUUCGCCAUGUACGCGCUACGGUUCUGGAGCAGAAAGUGGACUGCGAUAUUCUGCUACUUACUGUUGGCGUGUAUUUAUGCAGCCACUUAUCUCGUGCCUCAAUAUAUUGGUGAUCAUGUCUGGUAUGGGGCAGGUUUAGCAAUGGCUGAUCGCUUUGUGGCAUCAACUAUUCUUGCCAUCGUAUCGAUCUAUUGUGAUGAGGUGUUUCCGACAACUGUUCGAGCAUUAGGCUCCGCAAGUAAGCAUGUCUGCUUCCGCUUUGCCCUUCUCGCUGAGCCUUUGUUUCGUGAUAUGAUGCCAACGGACGAUCUGCCUGAGGCUAGCCCUGUCAUUAAUGGUACCCUAUGCCUUCUCUCGAUUCUUUUGCUGAUCAUUUUACCCGAGACAUACAACAAACCACUGGCAGACACCGCUUAUGACGUUUCAACGCUCAGAAGAGCUUCAAAGCAGAGCCAGUCUACGACUUUGAAGAAAGUCAUCAUCAGUGAAAUCGGCUCCGGCACCACGGCAAGGAACAACAACAACACCCACAAGAACUCGAAGAACAUAGACAACAAAAGAUCAACGGUUAAUAAAUAUCAUAAAAAAAUGGGGUCGCCGGUACUUGCACAAAUGCCGCGUACUCGAAAACCGCGUCUUCUUGAAAGGGGCACCGCCACAACUUCGUUCAUGUACGACAAUCUGGAUUUCACGCACACCAAAUUCUAGUGUGAGCUGAAUUCUAUAUAAAAAAAAAAAUGUAAUAGAACAAGCUAGAACAUAUCAUUUCUACCUAUAAUAUAUAUAUAUUACAGGUAGAAAUAUAUAUAUUAUCACCACAACCAAAUACGACAGAGACUACCAACGUACAGCCAAUCUUUAUUCAUCGCGCUAGAACAUGGCAUCAACGCUUUAUCGAUUUCGAAGUGUAUUAUAUACGUCCCAUAGCUUUUUAGCACUAUCUUAAAGGCCAACAAGCUAUUAAUAAAACUACGUGAUAAUAUGUAAAGCAUCCAUUCACGUAAAAUGUUCACGACCGGUGAAACGUCGAAGAGAAUACAAGAAACGUUCUGCCUAUACAAAAUGAGGAUCAGUGAGGUUCAGGCGCGUCACCAACCUUCCGAUUUGAUUGUUGUGCUGUAUUAGUAUCAUAUGAUUAGUCCAUUUGUAGGUUGUCGGCACGCACAUACAGAUACGACCGUUGUUGAACACUAAAAUAAGCAAUGAUUCAAUAUACAUAGCAUAUGCAUAUGGACGAUGUGAGGCGCGAUGCGCCCAUUUCGGUUCCUAGUCGCAAAUCAAGUGCCAACAUCUUCACGGCAAAAAAUAAACGGUGAUAACGAUAUUUGUGGCAGAGGUACGUCUGGUCUAGCCGCUGUCACGACCCAUUUACUUUCGACAACAUAAUACACUGUUCAUAGAUCAUCACCUGCGAAUUGCGUUACGUUCGAUGGGGUUCACCUACUAUUGGAGGGGGGCAAAAUAGAAGAGAAAAAAAACAUCCUCUAGAAUAAAUGGUGGACCGCGAGUGUCCGGGCCAUCGGUGUAACGUCAUCAAUCAAAUGAUGCUACUUCCGAUGCCGAACCAGUACAAAUGCUUAUCAGACACAGUAAACCUUGACGCGGUGUCCGUUCAUGCUAGACAACUCAUGCUACCCGCUGGGCACAUAACGUUUCAAACAGCACAUAGCGUUUCAAAUAGAGAAAAUGUCGCCAAUCAUUUAGGAAUUGAUCAUCAACGACGCAUGGGCUAGUAGGUAGGUGUUCGUUCACUGGUUUUUUGCGUCUCCCUUUAACCUGCCAUUAUUGUUCGGAAAUUAUUACUAUUACUAGAUAAUAUUAGUAUGACUGAUAGUAUAUUUGUGUUAGUGACGAAAACUUCAUCGUUUUGAAACAG